AACGUCAUGACGUACGACAACUGCAAGCACAUGGAAAAUCCAGCAGCCAGGUUGUCGAAGGUAAAGGUAUUCGGUAAACCAAAUGCCAUCGAGCUGAGUGCCACGUUGGAAGUUGAGCGGGAGAUCGAACCACCGGUGCAUUUGCAGCUGCACGUGAAGCGAUGCAACAUGCAGAAGGAAGAAUGCGAAACGUACGAACACAUUUCGUUGGAGGACGUCUGCUCGAAGAUCGAAAGCAAUCCGAUCCUGCAUAAAUACAUGGACAUCUUUACACCACCGCUCAGCUGUCCGUUAAAAAAGGGACGCUAUGUGGCGGAAAAAUCGGAGCUAAAGCUGCAAAUGCUGGAAAUGUUCCCGAUCGAGAACGCAUUCUGGCAGAUGGAGUUUCGCUUCCUAAACAAGCACAACCAAACGAUGCAGUGCGAUUUCGUCGAGGUUGCGGUGACGGAUAAACAGUGA
This is a messenger RNA of Anopheles nili, 459 nucleotides long. RefSeq lists its product as uncharacterized. The transcript is spliced from 2 exons. NCBI's taxonomy places the organism in Eukaryota, Metazoa, Arthropoda, Insecta, Diptera, Culicidae. The record is from RefSeq and is a predicted model, not a curated record. The coding region runs from base 7 to 459 and encodes 150 amino acids.